CCGAGCCUCGGGCGGUGGCGGUGGCUGCGGCGGCCCGGCGCCCUUCGCUGCCCUCGCCCGCGGGCCGGCGGCGCCGCGCCAUGGGCGUGCAAGGCUUCCAGGAGUUCGUGGAGAAGCGCUGCCCGGGCGCCGUGGUGCCGGUGGACCUGCUGAAGCUGGCGCGGGCCGUGGCGGGGCGCGGGGCCUACUGCGCGGCGCCCGGCCUGGCCCCGCUGGUGGGCGCCGGCCCCUUCGCCCUGGGCCCGCCCGCCGCCUGCCCCUGCCCCUGCCCGGCGCGCCUGCUGGUGGACGCGGACUCGGCCCUGCAGCGCCUCUACGGCGGCUACCAGACGGACUGGGUGUGCGGCGGGCAGUGGAACGCCAUGGCGGGCUACCUGGCCGCGCUCUCGCAGGCCUGCCUCUACCAGGGCGGCCUGGAGCUGGCCGUCAUCUUCAACGGCGGGCUGGGCAAGGAGCGGCUGCCCGAGUGGGGCCGGCGGGCGCAGGCCGAGCGCCAGACGGCGCAGCUCAUCGCCGGCCACGUGGGCCACAAGGGCACCCCGCCGCCCCGCGCCUGGUUCCUGCCGCCCGCCUGCCUGGGCCACUGCGUCCGCCUGGCCAUGAUCCGCUUCCGCGUCAAGGUAUUCCAGAGCCUGGAGGACCAUCACCAGGAAGUGGUCACCUUCUUCCGAGAGAACGGCUUCCAUGGGCUGAUUGCCCAUGACUCAGAGUAUGCCCUGUGCAAUAUCCCCUCCUAUUACAGCUCCCACGCCCUCAAGCUGAGCUGGAAUGGCAAGAACCUCACUACGAACCAGUUCCUCAUGCAAGAGGUGGCCAAGCAGCUGGGACUGAAGCUGUGCAGCUUCCCCAUCUUUGCUGCUCUGCUAGGGAACCACAUCCUUCCCGAUGAGGAUCUGGCUGCCUUUCACUGGAGCCUGCUCGGACCAGACCACCCCUUGGCUUCACUCAAGGUGCGCGCCCACCAGCUGGUCCUGCCCCCAUGUGAUGUGGUCAUCAAGGCUGUGUCCGAGUACGUGGGCUCCAUCAAAAAUCCCUCUAACCUGGAGGUGAUUGGGAGAGAUGUCUUCAAACACUCCCAGUCUAGAACCGAAGAUAAAAUUGAACGUUUCAAGAAGGCUGUAGAAUACUAUUCAGUGGCCACGAAGGCCCCCCCUGCGCCAGUGGGCCAGUCCCCGUAUGUCCUCCCAGGCUUUGGGCCCAACCACUUCGGAGGGCCAGCACCAAUGAAUCGCAAUCCAGUGGUACCUCUUACUUCAGGGAAGGCCAUGUUUGCACCCCAGAUGGGGCCAAAGAUGCAGUACCAGCCGCCUGCCCCACACAGCGGCAUUGGCACGUCCUCGUCUUUUCUUCCUGGGCCUGGCUCCAAUUUUCUCUUCUCUGCACAUGGCCUGACAGAUGCAGCCCCCUUCCACGAGGAUCCCGCCCUGAAGGGGGGCCAUAUAAACAACUGGCCUGUGCCUUAUGACUGCUGUCCUCCCAAGUUCUCUAACCACCACCUGAGCUCCAAACCUUCUCCGUCGUCUGGGCCAGGGUCUUCGCCCUCUUCCUCCUCAGAUGGAGAAGAGCACAACGGAGCCGGCUCCAACCAUGUGUCUGAAGCAGUGCCUCGCAAGUCUGGCUGGGAGGAUCCCGGGGGUGAGAGGACCCUGAGCCAGGCGUGGGGGCAGCCCCCUGGCAGUUCUGGCAACUCAGAGAGGAACCUCAGUGGGCCCGAGGCCCACAUCCCCUCCUUGCUAUCCAUGGCGACCCGCAACCACUUGGACAUCACCACCCCGCCCCUGCCCCCUGCCGCCCCUGAGGUGCUGCGUGUGGCUGAGCACAGGCACCGCCGGGGGCUCAUGUACCCUUUCAUCUACCAUGUCCUAACUAAGGGUGAGAUCAAGAUCCCUGUCUGCAUUGAAGAUGAGUGCAACAGCGAACUACCCCCUGCGGCUGUCCUUUUCCGGGCAGCACGGCAGUAUGUCUACGGUGUCCUUUUCAGCGUGGCAGAGACACAGCGGCGGAUGGAGCGCCUCGCCAUGCGCAAGCGCAUCCCUGUAGAAACUCCUCCUGUCAUCAUCAAGGAGUGGUCGGCAUACAAGGGCAAAUCUCCCCAGACCCCGGAGCUGGUCUCGGCCCUCGCCUUUCGGGAGUGGACCUGUCCCAACCUCAAGAAGCUGUGGCUUGGCAAAGCUGUGGAGGACAAGAACCGGCGCAUGAGAGCCUUCCUGGCCUGCAUGAAAUCGGACACGCCUGGCAUGCUCAACCCGGCCCACGUCCCCACGCACCUGCUGCUGAUGUGCUGCGUCCUGCGUUACAUGAUUCAGUGGCCUGGUGGUCGGAUUCUGCACAGACAUGAGUUGGAUGCCUUCUUGGCUCAGGCUGUGUCUGCUCAACUAUAUGAGCCAGAUCAGCUUCAGGAACUGAAGAUUGAGAAAUUGGAUGUUCGGGGGGUUCAGUUGGCCGCGCUCUUUAUGAGUGGAGUGGACACAGCUCUCUUUGCCAACGAUGCUUGUGGCCAGCCCGUGCCCUGGGAACACUGCUGCCCGUGGAUCUAUUUUGAUGGGAAGCUGUUCCAGAGUAAGCUGAUCAAGGCCACGCGGGAGAAGGUGCCUCUCCUAGACCUCUGUGACGGACAGCCUGAGCAAGUAUCCAAAGUGGAGAAGAUGAGGCAGAGCAUCCUGGAAGGCAUCAACCUCAACCGCCAAGCCCCGCCCCCCCUCCUCCCACCCCCACCCUUUGCGUCCUCCAUGGCCCCUCCCUUUUACCCCAUGCCUCUCUACCCACGCACGAUUGGCUCUGUUCAGACACCGGCCCCUGGGAGGAUGAGAGGCUUCACAGGGCUCCACCCCAUCCCGCCACAAGGAGGCAAACUGGAGAUUGCGGGCAUGGUGGUGGGCCAGUGGGCUGGAAGCAAACCAUCCCGGGGCCAAGGCUCCUUUGGCAUGCAAGUGGUGUCAGUGGGAGGUCCAGGGAAAAGCCGGGGCCGUGAGAGCUCUGGGAAGAUUUCCAAAGGAAACAAGAAAGUAAGUCAACAAGGCUCUACUGACGGAGCUGCCAAGGUGCCAGAGUACAACAGCGGCGGCGGCGGCGGCACCAGCAGCAGCCAACCCCAGUCCCAGGUGAACGGGAAUGGGGGCACCACCACUGCUGUGGGCGAGGACCCAGGGGUUGGAGCAUGCCCCUCAGCCACCUCACCUUGUGCCUUAGCCGGAGACGCGGACUCGUGCAAUAACAAUAGCCCGUUCUUCGGCACGCUGAGCGGGGACCCUGAACCGUGCCCAGGAAACAAGCCCCCCUUCCCAGCUCUGCAGAAAGAGGAGUGAAUUGAAGCUGCUGUGGGUCCAGUUGGGUUGGCGGCAAGAAGGGCGGG
Molecule: messenger RNA, 3352 nt
Organism: Eublepharis macularius
Lineage: Eukaryota; Metazoa; Chordata; Lepidosauria; Squamata; Eublepharidae
Gene: FAM120C
Product: family with sequence similarity 120C
Exons: 16
Coding region: 81-3305 (1074 amino acids)
Cellular component (GO): nucleus
Source: RefSeq, a predicted model, not a curated record